Molecule: messenger RNA, 957 nt
Organism: Argentina anserina (silverweed cinquefoil)
Lineage: Eukaryota; Viridiplantae; Streptophyta; Magnoliopsida; Rosales; Rosaceae
Exons: 9
Coding region: 367-957 (196 amino acids)
Source: RefSeq, a predicted model, not a curated record
UAUCAGUAUAAUGAUGUAUGGCUCCUGGAAAACAACAGUCUGCCAAAAUGAAUUUUUUCCAAGAACAUAAUUUUGCAAAUGAACAUGCUGAUCGGUGAUGAUCAUGAACCAUGAAAGAGGAUCGUCAGUGGAAGAGUUUACAAAGUUGACAUUUCCAGCUCUAUUUCUAGAUCCAUUGAUUAAUUGAUACUUGAACUUAUUUGUUGUCAUACUGUGCAAUCACGUGGAAUAUUGAGUUGCUAGAUUCUCAAAAUGCGGAUGUUUGGGCAGACCAUUAUGUACAAAACACAAGAUUGCCGUUCUCUAAGGCUCACAUGGACAACAAAAAUCCUCCUUGCAUGCAUGUAGGAUUAAUGGACUAUUAUCAUGUUAUACUGUUCUAUCACGCAAAAAAAGUCUUCCCACACCAAGUUUUGGUCUCCAGAAACCUCGACCAGACGGGUAAGCCGGCUUGAUUUGGACGACCUCCGCCUUUUCAAUUUGUACCUUAUCAAGAAUGAUUCUAUGAAGAAUGGAAUGGAGAUGAAAACAACAAGAGUCGUACUGUGUGUUCCCCCUCUGCAAAAGGGUGAAUCGAUUUUUUUAAGUUGUGCUAAUUUGCAGAGCAGUCAAUUUUGUUCAGAGGAGUACUCUGUGAAGAUGGUUGAGCAGAUUCCUUUUCAUAUGAUACACUUCAAAGACUGCCAUUUAAAGGCUCCCAAGAAACACCAUUGUUCUUCACCACAUGAUUUGAGAACUCUAUUACCAUGUUAUAUACCGCGAUCACACAAAAAGAUGCACUAUGAAAUGGAAGCCCUUGGUUGCGUUAUUUCAAUCAAUCAUCAAGAUCUCAAUUGUAAUUUUCGUUUUUACUAUUGGAAAUUUUAUGUUAUUCCAAUAUAUAGCAAACCACCAUUUAAAUUAGUCAUUUUGGUUGAUGAGAGUACGAGACUUUCAUGCUCAUAUUGCUCUACUUAA